AUGAAGCUCUCCAAUGCCUGCAUCUUCCUCGCCGCCGCCGUGGUCGUGGAUCCCGUCGCUGCCCGGAUCGGCCAGAUGAAUGGCAUCCACGACCACCAGCCACACCGCAACAACCGGCGCCUCAAUCUCUUGGAGGUUGAGAUUUUGGAUCCAUCCCAGAGGAACGAAGAAGAAUCCAAGAGGGACGAAGAACUCUACCAAUGCGAUGUCCGCUACGAGGAGACCACCCAACGAAGCGCGAUCCUCGACCUCGAAGCCUGGCUCGAGUUCAUCAACGACGAAGAAGAACCGAAGGAAGAAGGAGGAUCGGAGGAAGAAGGAGGAUCAGCCGAUGCCGACAAUCGCGACCUCGACGAAGACAACACGAACAAAGAACUCUUGAACUUUCUGAAUUUGGAAAAGUUCAAGCAGCAAAAGACUGCUCAAUGGAGCGCCGAAAACAAACCUCCGCCUAAUUUGAACACCGUCCUGACGCACCCGAUCAAAAAAUCGACGUUUCAGAAACUCGAUUCCAAUAAUUGGGGGGAAGGCAAGAAGCUAGACCUCAAAACGCUCGAUUUAUUAAAGCUUCCCACGAAUCUCCCGGACUUGGAAGUGAAAGCGGACAACCUAAAGGAGGAAGCGAAGGAGGUGAACUUCCGCAAUGGCGUGUCGGAUGACGAGGAGAAGUUUGACGACGUCAUGGAAGCAGCCUUUGUGGAAUGGAUCAACUGUUUCAUGGCGUAUGAGUUCGCCGAGAACGAGCCAGCCAAGGGCGACAGUGACAGCGGUGACAGCGGUGACAGCAGUGACAGUGACAGCAGUGACAGUGGUGACAGCAGUGACAGUGACAGUGACAGUGGCGAAAAAGCUGACUAA
Molecule: messenger RNA, 858 nt
Organism: Seminavis robusta
Lineage: Eukaryota; Bacillariophyta; Bacillariophyceae; Naviculales; Naviculaceae
Source: the annotation of a GenBank genome assembly